AAACUGGAGUCGAAGCUAGAACCUGAGUCAGAGCCGGAGCAAGAGCAAAUUGAAAAACGAGAGCCAAAAAAAAUAUUGUAGAAUUAAGUUAUAAACAGAGCCCGCUCGUGAUAGACACCGUUGAGAAGUCCGUUGACAAGUCUUAGGCCCCAUCACCACUUUCUCUCUCUACACAUAGUUCUGUAAAAUGACACCGCUCUCGAAAAUGUUUUCAACUAUAAAUACCGCUUGUUGUUUCGAGAGAUUAACAAAGCUGUCUUCAUAUUACUAUCUUCCCAAUUCAAAAUCUAAUUUUUUUCGGGCUUUGAGUUCUCAAUUUCCUCAUAGGAUUUGUUUGGCCAUUAAUUGUUCGUCACACAAAGCUCUGCAUAGCUUAGUCGGAGAGGUUUGGUCUAAGACGAAUUCGAAUUCGAAUUCAUCAAGACAGGCUCAAAUGACGGUCACCGCCGAGCCGUGUGUCACCGACGGUUGCCUCACGGUGAACGGCAAGGUCGUGUUGACCGGUGUUCCGUCGAACGUUUCAGUUUCUUCUUCGCCGGCUUGUGGGUCAGCUUUCUUGGGUGCCACUUCACCCACCUCCAGUUCUCGUCAUGUAUUCACUCUCGGAGUUCUUCAGGAAUUCAAUUUCUUGUCUCUCUUCAAAUUCAAAAUAUGGUGGAUGAUACCGCGAGUUGGAAAAUUGGGUAGUGAAAUCCGAAUGGAAACUCAAAUGCUUCUCUUAGAAGCAAAGGAAGAGUCCGCCAUUCACGGCGAGAAUUAUUCCGAGCCAACUGCAGGGAGCACAUUCUACAUUCUGCUAUUACCUGUUUUGGAUGGACAGUUUCGGUCUAGUUUGCAAGGGACUCCUUCAAACGAGCUUCAAUUCUGUGUUGAAAGCGGAGAUGCUUAUGUCCAAACCACCCAAGCGUUGGAAGCAGUUUUCAUAAGCUCAGGGGAUAACCCAUAUGAGCUGAUUAAAAAUUCGAUCAAGACACUUGCGAAGCAUAAGGGUACAUUUAAUCACAUUGAAGACAAGAAGAUUCCUCCACAUUUGGACUGGUUUGGAUGGUGCACUUGGGAUGCUUUCUACAAGGAUGUCGAUCCACAGGGAAUCAAAGAGGGUCUUCAAAGUUUUUCCGAAGGAGGCUGUCUACCGAAAUUUUUGAUAAUCGAUGAUGGAUGGCAAGAGACAGUAAAUGAAUUCUGCAAAGAAGAUGAAGAAACAGUGUUUGCGACUAGGUUAGUUGACAUCAAAGAGAACAGUAAGUUCAGGGGCUCGGGCUCAAAUGAUUCCUGCAUUGAUCUCCAUGACCAUGUCAAAUUUAUCAAAGAGAAAUACGGAUUAAGAUAUGUUUACGUGUGGCAUGCUUUGGUUGGUUAUUGGGGAGGGCUUCUUCCAUCAUCCCCGGCGAUGAAUAAGUACAACCCUAAGAUUGAAUAUCCGAUUCAGUCCCCUGGUAAUGUAGGGAAUCUUAGAGAUGUUGCAAUGGACAGCUUGGAGAAAUAUGGCGUCGGACUUAUUGAUCCCCAAAAGGUUUUCGAUUUUUACAACGAUCUCCAUAGCUAUCUUGCUGGCAGUGGCAUAGACGGAGUUAAGGUGGACGUUCAGAAUCUCAUAGAAACCUUAGGCUCCGGACAUGUGGGGCGCGUCCAGCUGACUAAACAAUAUCAGCAUGCGCUUGAAGAAUCUGUUGUUAGGAACUUCAAAGACAAUAACCUUAUUUGCUGCAUGAGUCACAACAAUGAUACCAUUUACAGCUCAAUGAAGAGUGCGGUUGCAAGAGCAUCAGAGGAUUUCAUGCCAAGGGAACCAACUUUUCAGACCUUGCAUGUUGCUUCCGUGGCUUUUAAUAGUCUUCUUCUUGGGGAGGUUGUGGUGCCGGAUUGGGACAUGUUCCAGAGCAAACAUGUCACAGCUGAGUUCCAUGGUGCAGCAAGAGCAGUGGGUGGGUGUCCUGUGUAUGUCAGUGACAAGCCAGGCACACAUGACUUCAAACUACUCAAGAGGCUAGCAUUGCCGGAUGGUUCUGUCCUUAGAGCUAGAUAUGCAGGUAGACCUACUCGAGAUUGUUUAUUCACCGAUCCAGUCAUGGAUGGAAAAAGCUUGCUGAAGAUUUGGAAUCUGAACAAGUUAUCUGGGGUAAUUGGUGUUUUUAAUUGCCAAGGAGCAGGAAAUUGGCCAUUGAAACAGGGAGCUGAAGAUGUUAGCCACCAAGCAUCUACAGGUUCACUAAUCUCGGGUCGUGUGAGUCCCCUUGACGUUGAAUUUCUUGGAGAGAUUGGUGGUGACAAUUGGAGUGGGGAUUGCGCAAUAUAUGCAUUCAACUCAGGAUCUCUGUCUAGGUUACCUAAAGAAGAAAACCUUGAAGUGACUUUGGAUACACUACAAUGCGAAAUAUUUACCAUCUCACCAGUUAGGGUUUUCAAUCAAAAUAUUCACUUUGCUCCAAUUGGAUUGGUUGAUAUGUACAACUCUGGAGGAGCCACUGAAGGUCUAAGUUGCACCCUUGAACCUUCAGGAUGCAAAAUAAAGGUCAAAGUGCGAGGCUGUGGUCGUUUUGGAGUGUAUUCUAGCAAAAAACCGAACUGUUGUAUGGUGGACAUGGAGACGAAGGAAUUCGCGUAUGAUGCCAAGGAUGGACUUUUAACUGUUAAACUUGAAGGUGGAUGCAAUAUAAGAGAGAUUGAAUUUUUGUAUUGAAGUCUAUACAAAAGUGAUUGUAUUCUCGAGGAGUUUAUAAUGUAAGAAGCUCAAUAAGUUCAUUUUGUACCAACUAGAGGUGGCUCCUAUGUGUUUGUUACGAAAGAUAGGUGUCAAGUAGCAUGAAAGAUGUAUAGCUUUGAGCAGCGUAUAUCAUGUAUUAUUCAUUUCAAUCCAUUGGUUCUUUCCACAAA
Molecule: messenger RNA, 2874 nt
Organism: Cornus florida
Lineage: Eukaryota; Viridiplantae; Streptophyta; Magnoliopsida; Cornales; Cornaceae
Product: probable galactinol--sucrose galactosyltransferase 2
Exons: 14
Coding region: 188-2680 (830 amino acids)
Source: RefSeq, a predicted model, not a curated record